Staurois parvus is the source of this 663-nucleotide messenger RNA. Lineage: Eukaryota; Metazoa; Chordata; Amphibia; Anura; Ranidae. The record is from the annotation of a GenBank genome assembly.
UUAGCUCAGGUGUCUUUGCAAAACAAAGGAAUUCAAAUUAGUGAAGGAGGACUUACUGGUACAUACACAGCUGCGCAGCUUCACUUUCACUGGGGUAGCAGUGGUAUGCCUGGAUCAGAGCACAGCAUAGAUGGAGAAAGAUACGCGGCUGAGCUUCAUAUAGUUCACACAAAAGAUUCCAGCGGCCGGUCAGAAUCUGGAGGAGCAACUACUGGGACAGAAAGAACAAUUGCUGUACUUGGAUUCUUCAUUGAAGAAGGACCUACUGACAAUACCAAGUAUGGAAAUAUAAUCAAUGCACUAAAUACAAUCAGAUCAAAAGACAGUACAACUGUUUUAAACGUGAAAUUACAAGACCUGAUUCCAGAAGAAAUAUAUCUAGAACAUUUCUACAGAUAUGAUGGCUCUCUCACUACUCCUGAAUGUUAUGAAACUGUCAUCUGGACUGUCUUUCCUGAAACAAUAAAGCUAAGCAGAGAUCAGCUGGACGCAUUCUACACGAAACUUAAUUACUCAGCAGAUGCUGUCAUGGUGGAGAACUUCAGACCAGUACAAAAACUGGGAGGGAGAACUGUCUAUACUUCUGGUGUGGAAGCAGUAUUGUCUUGCAGCAGACAUUUGCUACUCGCAUUGAUUGUGACAUAUAUAGCAUCAACUUCUUAA